ACUUGUUCCAAACAUAAUGGCUUCAACUUUGAGCAGCAACAACAGCAGUAGUCCAGAUGGAUUCGACAAUAGCAGUGUGUUCAACAACACCUCCAGCAUCAGAAAAGGCAAAGAUGAAAGUGAGGGCAGAAGGGUGAGAUGUGAGACUAAGAAGGGUAGAAGGGCAGCAAUGGAGUUGUGGAGGGAAUCAAGGGAUUUAGGGUUUGAGAUUCGUAGGGGAAGACUGUUAAGACCGGUAACCUUUCAUAUUUUCGACACUAUCUCCGCCGGAUCCGCAGCGUGUCAGCCCCUCCUGCAGCUGCUUUCCGCCGAUUAUCCUUUGGAGUGCGGAGUCGAGUCCUGCAAACCCUCAGGUCGACUCGAAGACUGGAUAGUGGAGGAGGUCGUCCUUCAUUGCGAUCGCAAUACAGGUUGCACGAUGGUAAUCUUCUUCCAUGCUGCAUGCCUUGCAGUCGAAGUCAGGAGUUCUUACUUCAAUAUUUAAUAUUACGUAGAAUUCAUUGAAUUCUAAAAAAUUCACUAGUGUCCAUGAACAAUUUUAAAGUAACGGCAAAAAAAUCAAACACCAAUUUUGUAAAAUUCUUCUUCUAACAAAACACAAGUGGGUGAAGGAUCCAUCUUUUAUUCUUUAGAGAUCAGCUUUUUCGCGAAUUGCUAGCUCUGCCUUUGUCAUGGCUACAUGUUAUCCAUUUUGGGAAGAUAAGGAUUAUAAUUUGGACAUGUAUGAUAACCAUAUAAAGGCUUUACUUUGUAUGGACUGAAUUGGUUAAUGAAAUCUUUGUUUGUAUUUGCUUGUAAACUGUGUUAAUCGUUUCCAAGCUAAUAUUGUUACUGUUUGUCUUGAACUCUUACAGGAAAGGAGAAGGGAAACAGAGUUUGCCCCCCAUGCAUAAGGUCCGUUUGGCAGAGCUUAUUCUUCAACUUGCUUAUAAGCACUUUUUUCUCUCAUAAACUUCGAAGUGUUGGAAGGAAACACUACAUUUUAGCAUUUAAAGUAAUUGUAAGCUGAGUUUUGAAGAGCAAUGUGCCACUUGCAUUCUUCAAAACGUGCUUAUAAGCACUUUAAAUGCUAAAAAGAAACAUUUCCAUCCUUAAAAUUUUCAGACUUAUAAGCUUUUGGUGAUUAAAGGUUUGAUAAACAAUUCUUUUCAAGCUCUGGAACUGGUAUGUAACUGUAUCAAUCUUGAUUCUCAAUUCCCUAAGAAAGCUUUGGUAGAAUUGACAUUUUGAUGGCUGGGUAUAUCCUUGUGGCGUUUACAAAUUAGACAUGCAAAUCUUAAAAUGUUUUCUACUGUCUUUGCCUUCUAAAUGAAACUGCCAACUUUGGCAACAAAGACAGGAGUAUACUUGUAAUUUGUAGAUUUUAAAACAUCCUUAAAAUUACUCUAAUUCUUACUUUGG
Messenger RNA from Rubroshorea leprosula, 1401 nucleotides. NCBI's taxonomy places the organism in Eukaryota, Viridiplantae, Streptophyta, Magnoliopsida, Malvales, Dipterocarpaceae. The record is from the annotation of a GenBank genome assembly.